UACUGAUAACCUAGAAUUAUUCUUCCGUUAUGGUAAAGUAAUGUAAUUUUAAAGAUAAUUGAGCUAGAUAUAGAGCCUAGUAUCUCGAUGAUCGACUAUUCUUAUUUGGUCAAAACAUUUGAUAAUGCAAAUAUUGAUUUGACUUACUUGACUUACUAGAUCGCUAGAUACAAGAAUCAUAGAAUCUUAAGAAUGGUAUUUGGUCGCUUUCAUUCGUAGAACGACAGAAAUGAUUUUUAUAGAAGACGUCACAUCUUAACUCUUAGUUAUGGUUUCAAUUUCAAGGCUUUCAGGGGGCACCACCAUCAGCAAUCAAUACAACUGUUUCUGUGGGAAUCAAAUUUCGUUCAGUUCUAUCAAGCAUUGAAACACAUGAAUGCUGAGAAAAGAUUCUUAACAAUGUUUCCUUCUUACGAAUUUCAAGAGAAACCAGUCAGGAGACUGUCAGAAUAUAUGUUCCAGCCCAUCAGGGAAGAGAACAGCCCCCUGAAUACUGAAAGCAUUGACCACAGCGAUGUAUGUUCUGUCAGCUCUGCCCACGGCAAUAUCUCCCCUAGCCCAACAAACUGGGUACGCUGGAGAUGCUCGCACGUUGAGAAGGCGGACCCCCAUCACAUAGUCUUAAACCAGAUGACUGUCGCAUUGUCCCAGUCCUUCACAGACGACUGCAGUUCCGAGCUUGAACGCAUCUGGGAGCAAUCGAGCACACGUAGAACAAAGUUUAUGGAUCGUAAACACUCCAAGACCCCGCGAUCAAACAUUGCAGCCCCUGAGGAAGUUGCACAUGGGGGAAUCAAAGAAAAGAUGAAAUCAAAUCUUUACAGGUAUAAUAUAGCCAGCGAUUCCACGGAUGCAGAAAAAGGCGCAAAAAUUGAUCACUAUUGGGAACUUUGUCAAGGAGACGCAGAGCACGUGACAGCUCUUGAAAGAAUCAUGUCAUUUUCUUCUGUUGAUCUGGCCCGUACUACCCAUUAUUCUGCUUCCACUGAUGUGUCUGAGUCAUCCGCACUAUUGGAUGCAGAUGAUCAACUCAAAGACAAGCGCUGCACACGAAAAAGAAAGAGCGUCACGUUUUUGGAAAACAAAGAUGUCCCCGUCCCAGACACAGCCUCAAACGUUGAGUGGGCCAACUUCUCUCCUGACGCGAAGAAACCCAAGCACUACUCGAAACGCAAAAAGAAAAGCUUAGACACUUUAAAUAGACACGUCGAAAAGGCCAAACAAUUGCUUGAAAAAACUAGAAAAUUGAUUAGGAGAAAUGGCGAUGAAGCGAGUAGAAAUGCAUCGCGCGCUAGACACAAGGGAGAGAAACAUCUACAUGAGAAACGUAGAACUAUCAAAACUGUUCCAAAGCUAGAGAAGUCUUAUCGAUCAUUGUCAUUGGAUUCAUUGGAAGCUGCUUCUUGGAGUGGAUCCAAAAAAAGGAAUAAAGUCAUAAAAGCAACAAAUCUAAGACUUUUAGCAGAUCUCAAAGGGAAGAGGUUCCAACAUAAGUUAUCCAAUCCUGAGCUGGCAAUAAGAGACAGACAUCAUACUAAGCAUUUCAAAGUAAAGCAGACUGGGUAUUCACUAACUCCUAAAACCAGUGAAAUAGCCACCCGACAGAAUGGCUCCAAUCAGGACUCUCCAGGCAAAUCAAACAUCAAAGAGAGUCCCAGCUUAGAUGAACGCUUGUUAGAAGCUCUUCUUUAUCAGAAAGAAGAUCGUUUAAUAAGAAGUCUGUCCGCUGAGAGAGCCACUGUUCAAUUGAUCCCAAGCAAAAGGAAAACAGACAAGAACCAUCAUCGAGCUCUCAGCAGAAAGUGCAGCAAAGGUCAGACACAUCCAACUCUCGGGGAUUACCACUCAGCGCACUCUUCCAGCAAGGAGCGUCACCGCCAGGCACAGUCAGUGUCGAAGAAGAGCAUCAAACUAAAACCUCAGAAAACGAUUUACUAUUUUAAAGUGAAAAGAAAAAAACAUAAAGAAAAUAGUUCAAAUGAACGACUCAGCAAUAGCGAAAUCUGCAUGAGGCAAACCAAGUCCAGAAGUUCGAAAAGCAAACAAAAGAACUGUCGGAGCCAAAAGUUCACUUUCAGAUCUGAAUCUCCUCGGUCCUUGACAAAGAAAACAUUUCCUAAGAAAGAACAAGUGUUUGUGCCUAGUGACAUUACAAGAACCACAUCCGAACCUUCUUUCCUCAUUGAAACUGGUCAGUCGUCUGCUAAGAAAAAAAGACACAAGAGAUCGAGUUCUCUGUCAACAGAGAACAUGAAACGUCCAGCAGCGCUAAUUCAAUCGUCACCCGAAGCCAAACAGCAGGAUGGACUUAAAAUAAAAAAGAUCAAACCAGAAAGAAAAAGAAAGAAAGAAAAACUAAUAACAAAAUCGAAAGCGGCCAGCCAUGAACAAAACCACCAAGGAAAAGGCGCGUCUACAUCACGGAGUCCAAAAAAAUCUAAGACUAAUACCAGUGUCAUGGAUGUACAACAAAAGACCAACCAAAAACACACACAUUUAGAUGUUCCAAAUUUCACUAGGUCAAAAAUUCGCGCCUCAAAACAGAAAAAAGAAAACUGUAAAUCCUGGCCAUCAAAUCAACAGCAUAAAAAUACACAUUCUACUUCUGAAGAAAUUCUCAAAUCUCUAAAGGUCAAAGAGCCCUGCAAAGCAAGACGUUGGAAGAACGAUGGUGAUUCCAAAUGUCAUCUUGGCGUCAAACAUUCUCCUACCUCGUCCAAUUUGUCCGCAGACCAUCUUGAUGUUUGGAAUAAAAGCUCAAUUAAAGGCAUUCUGAAAAAUUGCCCAGUUCCAAACUCAGAUCUGGUAGAGGAUACAAUGGUUGCAAACGUAACCAAUGCACAAGAGUUGCCUUCCCCUUUUAUCGGCGACACUAAAAGUGUAGAAAAGAUUGAGACAAAAACUGUAGAUGCCAGCACAACAGUGGAUCCAGCAUUGCUUCCUAGGACUGAAACUAAACCUCAUCAAGGCUCUGCUGAAAGACCAACUCUAGCACCGAAUUCCGAGCGCCAGAAUUUCUUUAGGUACAUUCAAAGUAGCGCUGCGAAACUGGUUCAAGAGGUCAAGGAAACCUUUGGUCUUAUCGAUAUGGUGGAGGACUUGGUCGUGGAUGAGAUGGAGUCCGACAGAAACAUUCGACCUGGACAUCAAACAUUCUAAUGGUCGCAAAUAUAUCACCUUUAGAAGUGAACUCGCCUUUGUCUUGACACUAGAAUGUGCACAAAUGUUCUAGCCACUUCUUGUAGCACCUUAUUAAUGUUUCCAACUUUUCGUAGCACCUAGCCAAUGUCGUGAAGCACCUAGCCAAUAUCAUGUAGCACCUAGUCAAUGUGUCCAACUUCGUGUAGCAGCUAGCCAAUGUCGUGUAGCAGCUAGCCAAUGUCAUGUAGCAGCUAGCCAAUGUUUUCAACUUCUUGUAGCAGCUAGCCAAUGUUUUCUAAUUUAAGUAUAAGCUUUUCUAAAUUGGGAGAAGGGAAGAACUAAUAUUUGGGGAAAAAGGGGGGGGGGUCAUAAA
Biomphalaria glabrata is the source of this 3514-nucleotide messenger RNA. RefSeq lists its product as uncharacterized. Bases 373 to 3159 code for a protein of 928 amino acids. NCBI's taxonomy places the organism in Eukaryota, Metazoa, Mollusca, Gastropoda, Planorbidae. The transcript has 3 exons. The record is from RefSeq and is a predicted model, not a curated record.